This is a messenger RNA of Pelobates cultripes (western spadefoot toad), 2461 nucleotides long. The record is from the annotation of a GenBank genome assembly. NCBI's taxonomy places the organism in Eukaryota, Metazoa, Chordata, Amphibia, Anura, Pelobatidae.
CGGGCAGCUUGGAUUUAAGUCAGAAGGCAACUUUGAGUUAAGUCUGAAUUAUUACUGACUUAAUAUUUAAGUGUUCUGCUACAAACUACAAGAAGACAAGAAAAUCGCUGAAGAAAAGUUGAAAGUGUUCUCUGAAGAAAAGCUGUAGUACCCGGCUUGAAACAGGAGAAAAACAAGAGACUAAUUGACACAGCAGGAUUGCAUCCCAAAGAUUCUUUGUUUAAACAUCCCAGGUCUGAUGCGAAGACUGAGGUGAAACAGGGUGAGAAAGUCGUUCGAACGCGGCAGAUGUUUAUGUUCAGUACUGAAGCAAGAAUUUGAAGAUAAAUAAUUGAGAUGGACAAUCCGGGUCCUUUUUAUCCACACUUUAUCAAGUAAUUUGUGACGACGUGCAGAUCGAAGAUUGCAUUUCGGAGGAUUCUCAAGAAUAACUACAUAUUCCAGAAAGUAUUCUUCUAUCAGAAAGUGGCCAUAUCUGUGGAACCAGAGUACUUAAUGGGUAUGUGUCUUGUUUUAAAUCAUAUGUAAAAAGUGCUCUCAUAUAUAUAUUGUUUGUUAAACAAAGUGUUUUAACUGUUUAAGUUAAUUAUGGAGUGGCUGCAAAGGAUUGCUGCCAGAUCUAAUAGAGAUCUUUCUGUAAAAGGUGUUAACCCUGAAAGUAUUUGGGAUGACUGUUUAUUGAAAUUGAUAGAUGGAUUAAGUGAGAUAGAGCACAGCAAUGUAUUUAAAAAGGAAAGUCAAAAAGUUGCAUUACUGGCAAAGAGCUUUUUGGAAACUAAUGAUGCAAUGAAUGAAUGGUGUCAACUUAAAAAGACCAGUAAUUGUUAUGUAUGUAGUACAACAAAACAAAAAAGGGAUGUUUUGUUAAAACAACUGAAAAAUGUAUGUGUUGUCACAAGGACUAGUUAUUUCCCUACCCCCCCCCAGCAAAACUGUGAAAUCUCCACAAAAGCUGUUAACAGAAGGGAGAUUGCCCCCAAGGCUCUCUUUUGAUAGUGACUUGGAAUCCACGUUAACUGAAACAAAAACUCAAAUAGAAAAUUCUCGGCAAUUGUUGAAAAGUUUUAGUAGGGAUCAAGAAAAUGAAGAUAUUAAUAUAAUGAAAGAAAUGCUUAGGAACCAGACUGAUUUGUUAGAUAGAACCCAUAAAACCCUGUCUCACAUGUCUAAAGAAUUAGACAUAAAUGUUACUAAUUUUGACAAUUUGCAGAGACAGAUUAUUAAUCUGGGUAGUGCUACAGAUAUUUUGUGGAAAGCUACAAAUCAGAAAGAUUUGGAUUUUACUUUGAAAGAGGAACGUGAAAAUGAAAUAGCUCAAAGGUUAAGUUGUGAAAACGGGCAGGCGAGAAGUGAAAUAGGAAAGGGUCAGUUGGAUAUUCUCAAAUUAGCUAAAUUGAUUAAGGAUUUGCCUAAAUAUGAUGAAAAGAGAGGACCUUUUUACAAUAUGAGUGUGUUUGAAGGUGAAAUGAAUAAAAGACAAUUUGAUGAUGUGGUAGCCACAAGAGGUCUUUUGAUCUGGCUGCCAACUUCAUUAAGUGAAUGGGUUAAAGUUAAACUCAUUGAUGUGUUGGAAGAGAAGUCAAGUGAAAAGCCCAGAGUUGAGUUGGAGGAAUUGUUUCCAAACAAUACACAGAGAUUGCUAAUGGUGGUACAGUGUGCAACUGGUGUGGAGAAUUUUCAAUUUUCUACUCUUGAUUCAUUUAAAAUGGAGAAAAAUGAUGAUAUAUGUGUUUGUGCUAAUUUGUGGAAUAAGGCAUGGAAUUUGAUUACUGAUACAGAACCAUCUGCUAUGUCUAAAGAACAACAUAAGCAGAGUGUUACUGAAUUUGUCUCUAGAAUAGCAGGGUUGCCAAAUGAGAUAAAAUUAAGAGCUUUUGAUUCACCCACAGUUGAUUGUGCUGCUACGGAAAUAAUGAAAUCUUUGCAAUUGUUGCAAAAGAAAAACACAGAAACAGCUAAGAUUUUUUCUUUCACAGACACACUUUUCUCUAGGGAUACUUCAGCAGGUCUGGCCCCUAUUAACUAUGUGUCUUGUGAAGAAGGUAGAGGAAGAUAUGAAAAUAAUAAUAGAAAUGGUCAUUUUAGAGGGAGGUCUAUGUAUAAACCACAAAAUUACCAGGGUAUUAGAAAUUAUUCGGCCCCAUCCCAAGAUAGAUAUUAUAGGGUUAGUCAGAAUAGUCCUAUGAUAUGCUAUAAAUGCAACCAAGAAGGUCAUGUUAGGAGAUAUUGUCCCAAAAAUGAAGAACAAUCUUACACAGUGAAAGGGAGAGAAAAUGGCAUUGUGCCAGGCUAUAAGAAUCUACAGAGAGUGGCAGCUGUAGAAACCGAAAAUACAUCUUCAAACCCCCCUCAAAUAUCAAAUCCAUAUGAAGAGUGUAGACGGAUGUUAAAUGCCAUUGAAAUGAAGGUGGAAGCAGUCACAAGUCCACAAGUGAAUUCUGCUUACCACACCAAUAAAUAG